AUGCACUCGGAGUCGUGGAGCUGGUGCCUGAGCUCUAUGGCUCCUCAGGGAAGAGCUUCUGCUUGCUGGAGCCCGGGGCAGGCGGUGAAAGAACUUCAGCUACGCGGCACAGCUGGCGGCCGAAUCAACUGCUAUUCCUUGACGCUGUGGUUCCGAGUGCCGAACCUGCCCUUGAAAGCGGACCGGCUCAUUUUCCUGGACUUUCCGAGGCAGAGCAACGAUCCUCAGCAGUUCGACACGCCUGAGGAGGAGCAGAACACCGGCAAAAUCUUCAUUUGGAAGAAUGGCAUUGUUGCGCCAGAAGGUUGCCAUGAGCCCCGCGUACUCUCCAAGAAAAAGCGAAGGAACCAUGCCUCUCGCGGCACACCAUCGGCCAUGGCGGCUGGGGAGUGGCAGCUGAGAUUCACCAUCCAGGCUCAUGGAAAGGACGGCAAGGAGAGCAAAGCGGAGAAGUCUCGGGAGCCUGCGGCUUCAGCCGGCUCAGCCGCAGAGAUGAGCGCCGAGCCAGACGCUUUCGCUACGGCCCACGGAGCGGCAGCCAAUGCGGCUCGUGUUCUCACCUCCGAACCGUCUCAAGGCGCCGUCUCCUACACCGUGCAGAUCACCUGCGACUCCAACAGCGGGGCCUUGCGGGUGCGCCCGGCUCGGGGCAACCGCCUGGCCAGCGGCGGUUCAGGUGAAGAAAUCUUCACUGUCAUUAUGCGCCUUACAGAUGAGAGGCGGCGCUUGAUCAAGGAAGAGCUGGGUGGAAAGGAAGGUGACGUAGACUUCAUCAACAAGCGCCUGUGGAAGAAGCACGCGAAGUCGUUGGUGAGCAACCUGGGAAGAUCUUUCGAGUCGCUGGGCUUUUCAGGUGGCAAGCGUCACUUCAAGGCCUGCCUCUACCGAAAGCUCCGGGAGACGGGUGACGAAGCCAUUGUAGCUGUCCGACAAACGGAGGAUGCUGCCGCUGCCAUUGCAGACCAGAUCCGGAUUUCCGGUGUCUUGUCCCAGGAACCCGAAGCAAUGGAGGAUCGCGGCUUCGCAGGAGUGCCAAUCGUUGGUGACAUGGUGAUGCUGGCUCCUGACGCCAACGACACCUGGGGGCCGCUGAAAAACGGCGCUACCGGAGAGGUUGGCCAAAUCGACAACUAUGGAGAAGCGCUUGUCUUCACCCCAAAUCGCGCUGAGAACAACAACUGCUACUGGUACAGCUUCCGCGACAUUGUUCUGGCCAAGAAAGAUGGCAAGGAGGUCUCCAUGAUGUCCACGGAGGAGUGGCAGCAGAUGCCAUCAGUGCGUGCAAACUACGUGAAGCUGGAACCGCCGGGCCCUCCGCCGAGCCCCAUUCGACCUGGCAACCAGUGGGCGGCGCGAGGCCGCCUGGACGGCCGCAACUUGCAGCUGGACCUGGAGGGUGCAGGCGGUAUCUCUGUGGCUUAUGCGGACGCGAGUCUCAUGGUUGAGGAGGGGCAGGUGCCGGAGCUGCAGGGCACCUGGCGUGCCGAGGACGGCUCCCGCGGCACCUUCGAGGGCCUCAAGGUGUGCCGGGAGUCCCGCAUGGGCGGCAUUUGGCGCUUCGAGCUGCAGGCUGGUGGAGAUCCCAUUGAGCACGCCUGGAACGCGUGGAUGACAGCACAUCCUGCGAACUGCGAGGGCGAUGCUCGUGCAUCACACUUGCUCAAAGUCACUGGCGCUGCUUUGGCUGGCCCCGUCUUGUCUGAGAAGGAGACAGUGGAGAGCCACCCACAACUCGUGGGAGAGUUCAACUCUUUGACCAGGGCUUUGCGCUUGGAGCUGGCGUCAGAAGGUGAGAAGUGGCACGGCACUGUCUUUGAUGCCGAACUCGGUACUGACGGGGCACUUCGGGGCACCUGGCAGAGAGCCGCACUGUCCGGGCGUUGGAUCGCGCGGCACAUUGGCAAGAAGAACACCCAAGGCUGCUUCAAGCCUCAGGUGGACGAGGGUGGAAAGUGGGAUCCAAAGGCUUGUGUCGUGAAAACCAACCUGCAGAUGAUUACUGCACGGCCACAGCCUGGUGACAAAGUCAAGCUUUCGAAGGCUUACAAACAGUUCGAUGGAGAGGAUGGCUGCCUCAAGCCAGGUCAAGUCGGCACGCUCAUAGAGGAUGAUCGCACAAGUUGCCCAUUCCUGGUGGAGUACAAUAGCAGCUCGCAUUGGUACAACGACGGUGCCAUUGUUGUGGUCAAUAAGGAGGACAAAGAGCUUCUCACUCCUCUGGGAGACACGUUUGAAGGUAUGGCCUUGCUGCGCUUCCCUGUGCGUGAGGGCACUUGGUAUGCAGAGCUGGAAGUGAGCAAGCUGGGCAAGUCUCAGCCGGUGGUGGGAUGGGGCCUCCAGAAGAAGGGCUCCCCGAAGAUCGUGCGCUUGAUGGCGAUUGGUGGCAAGAGUGCGGUGAAGCUGGAUCUGGGUGAGGGGGCACCGCCCUUGAAGAAAAAGAAGAAGAAAGGUGACAAGGACGAAGAGGAGGAUAAGGAGGAAGGCGAGGACAAGGAGGAGGGCGAUGAAAAGGAGGGCGAGGAGAAUGAGGAAGCCAAAGGAGAGGCUGAGGAUAGCAAAGAAGGUGAUGGCAAGGAGGACGGCAAGGAAGAGAACGAAGAAGGCGAGGACGGAGGUGAGUCAAAGAACAAGGAGAAUGACGAGAACGAGGAGAAUGAUGAAACCGCUGAACACAAGGACGGUGAUGCAGAGAAGGAGGAAGAAGGUGAGAAAGAUGAAGACAAGGAGGGAGACGGAGAGGAAGGGGAGAAGAAAGAAGGUGAUGAAGAUGGUGAGGACGAGGAGGAGGAGGAGUUCAGUGAAGAAGGGCAAUGGAAAUAUGGAGAGUCCUUUGGAGCGGCGUGGAAGGAAGGCGACGUGAUCGGAGUCCUCUUCUCCUCCAAGGACGGCACCUGCAGCAUGUCCUUCUCAUUGAACGGAUCUUUCGCUGCUCCCAUGGGAGAGGCAUUCUCCAUCGAGCUGGACGAGGACUCGACCCUAGCCAUGGUAGCAGCUGCAGGUGACGAAGGAGAGAUGCAGGUGAACCUGGGCCAGCGCCUCUUCCAGACCACCCCCACACUGGAGAACGAGGUUCUCACCGUGAGAGGACUUGGAGAGGCGAUGAAGAUGCGCCCAGCAUGGAAGGUGCAGCUGCCCAAAGGCGUCAAGGCCUGGCCAGUCUUUGAGGAGCCGAACAGGACUUCGAAGGGCCGCAAGCCCCUGGAGGACAAAGCCGAAGUGGACCAGCUGCACUCCUCCUCGGAGAAUUGGGUCCAGCUGAUGGAAGGCUGGGUCCAGACCAGAAUGCUGGUUGCUGGAACGGAGUACGAGGGUCUCAAGCUGCGGCCGCUUUGGAGUCCAGUGGACCCUCCGCGGAAGAAGAAGGAGCGCAAGAAGCGCCAACAGACGGUCUACGCAACCUUUGACACUGAGUUCUGCGAGACCCGCAACUGGCAGUUCACAGGUACAGAUGUGGCUGUUGCACAGGGCGGGCCGGACCUUCUGGUGAGCGCAGAAGCAGCCAGCAACGGGAUCCUUCGAUGGCUCCUGAAAAUGGAGGAGGGCAAUGAUGCGGUGGAGGUGGGGAUUGUUCCGGUCAGUGAGGUUGAGGAGCCUGGCUACCUCUUCAACACCGGCCAGUGUGGUCUCAAGUCCGAGAGCGUCAGCGGCGGCGACGGCGGCGGAGAGCAGAAGCCGACUUGGCCAAUUUACAUGAAGUUUGUGGAGAUCAUUUGCGACGUCGACCGGAAGAAGGUGUCCUUCCACGUCGGGAGCAAGAAGGACAACUUGCAAGAGGUGAAGACCCUGGAGGUGCCCUACGACGAGGAAGUCCGGCUAGCGGUGACCGGCUGGAGCGGCACCCGUGUGCGCUUGGAGCCGCCUCAGAAGUGGAUGGGAGGAGACGAGUCGGAUUCUGACUCUGACUCCAACGCAGAGGAGGACGACCAGUUCGCCAACACAUGUGGGAAUGUGGUGCAGCCUUCCACCUGGCAUGUGGCCACCAUUUGCGUGGAUCUGGAGAAGCGGCAGGAGAUGCAGGUCAUCCUGGAUGGGGAGCAUCACUUGGUGGCCAGAGAUCCCAACCUCUUCGCACCGGAAGGGCUGUUCAGCAUUGAUCCGACAGAAGGACUGGUCCUAUUCGGCCGCCGCAGGGCCGGAAAGCUGGCCGAGAGGGAAUGGAGACUUGGGGGUCACAUGCGACAGAUGCGCAUGGAAUCGAAGUUCCUCUCCGUGGCAGAGGUGUGGGGCCAGCAACUGCCCAAGGGUGUCUGGGGCUGCCGGACCUGCGGCUCCCGCAGCCCGGCGGAUGUGCGGAUUUGCUGGAGCUGCCACACGGCGCGGCAAAAGAGCGCCGCAAGGCCGCCCAACGACGCUGAUCCUCGACAUGAGGGCCUCACAGUACUGGUGGCCGAUUCCUUCAAAGACUUGGUGCUGGAGUCAAAAGAGCACGUCUUCGUGCUCUUGUACGCGCCUUGGUGCGAGGCAUGCCAGGAGGUGAAGCCUCAUUGGAGAAAGCUGGCCAAGAUGCUCAAGGGGUCCAGCAACAUCCGCAUUGCCAUGAUGGACUCGGAUGAGAAUGAUGCGCCCAGCCGCUUCUUCCCCGAGUCCUUCAUUCCAAACGUCAAGCUGUUCCUGGCCGGAAAGAAGGGCAAGCCCUUGGCGUGCAACUCUCGCGAGAGGACCUUUGAGUCCUACGUGAAGAUUUUGGAAGAGCACACAAAUGUCAGCCUGGAGUCUGCAGCCGAGGAGUUCUAUCCACAGUACUGCGAAGUCAACUCGGUGCCCGCAUUGGUGGAGGAGUUGCGCCAGGCUGCCAUGAUACAGGAGCUGAAGCUCAUGCAGUGGAGAAGGCCUCCGGUGCAGACGCUGGCCUCCUUCCUGUACUCCUACCUGCUGGACCCCAAUGCGCAUUCCGUGGCCAUCACGCCCAUCGCGGACGCCAUCCCAGAAGAUGAGUCUCAGCUGGUGGCGGUGGAACCUACCCCACAGCCUCAGCCAGCCGCACCAGAAGCUGCCCGUCGGCUGUUGGCAACAUCACAAGUCGAGCCGCCAAGGUUGGUGCGGCACAUAUCGCAGCCGCCCGCUGGCGGACCCGCACCUGCACUUUCUCGGAUGGUGUCAGAACGAGCCCCACCCAUGCCAUUGAUGCUGAAUCGAGUCGUGUCUACUCCGCUGGAGCAGGUGGCAGACCCGCACAAGCUGGAGGAGGAGCUGAAGCGUGCACAUCUUUCAGAGUUGCUGGACGUGAAACUGCAAGCAGAGCUGAAGAAGGCGCAGCCCGACAACGUCAGAGACUUCGUUCGGGUCUUCUGCCUUCAGAUGGCUGCUCCAAAGUUCCAGCACCGGCUGUUCUUCAACGCCCGACUCGGAGUGUCCUGGCGAAGGGCGCCGGCGGCCACGGCUGUUACGGCCGCUGCUCGCAUCUUCCGCUGCGUGAGGCGCUGGGUGAAGCGGGAGCUGGCGCGCUUCGGCAAAGCCCCCCGCAUGGUGGAGCUGGCUUGGGCGGAGGCACGGGUCGCUCCCAUGACUGCUGCUGCGCUGCGGAGCAACUGGCGCCGGGUCGAGGAUGCCAUUUGCAAGGAGACCAGCCGGGAGGCCGGGGUCGCAGCGCUGCAAGUGCUGCUGGAGCGCGGCUUCGAUCCCAACGCGGCUCCCUUCGGGGUCUCGCCGCUCUUGCUGUCAGCCCUUGCAGGGAAUCUCCACGCUGCACAGUUUCUGUAUGUGCGUGGUGCAGACAUGCACCGAGCAGGAGGUGUGAGCCAGCAACAGCAGCUGCUCCCCAUUGACGGGGCAUCAGCAUGUGGAUAUUUGCGUAUGGCGCUCUUCUUCAGGGAGAACGGUUCCACCGGAGCCAGGGCUUUGCACUUUGCAGCUAGUGGCGGGCACCUGGAUGUUUGCAAGUACCUCCUGUCCACGGGCGUCAGCCCGGACUUGAAGGCGGACAAGGGGCUCUCGGCCUUCACUUUGGCGGUGCUGUCUGGUGAGUGCCUGGCAGCGCUGGUCCUUCUGCCGCACUGCUCUCCAGCCAACCUCGAAGAGGCCUUGCCUGGCGAGCUCUGCUGGCGUGUAGGUCUGGCCGGCGGGUCCACCGUGCUGCAUUUGGUGGCGCACUUGGGCGGAACCAGGGAAAGAUUACUGGCUCCGCUGCUGCAGCGCUGUCCAGCGCUCUUGAACCGAGCCAACUGGGCGCAGGAAAUUCCUGCCAUGCUGUCGCCAGCCAUGAUGCGGCCCACCCUGCAGCCGCGCUCGCUGCAUGCCUUCGAGGCCCUGGGCGAAUGCCCCGCAAGUGCCGGCGUGGAGGACCGAGUAAAGGUUGCCGUGGCAGGAGUCUUGGGAGAAGAUGCGAGCGCAACGGAAGAUCAGCUGAAAGGAGAGAUGUGCGUCAUUUGCAUGGAGGGCCCAUCUGAUGGUGAGACUCCAUUCAAGCGGCUAUACUGUGGCCACUGCUUCCAUCGCGGCUGCCUGGGCGGCUGGCGCGCUGAGGGCCAAAACGGCGCCUCAUGCCCUGCCUGCAGAAAGCCAUUGCCGGAGCCCACCGCUUCGGCAGAGGCGGGUGGCCCCACACUGCUGGAAAUGGCGGCCUUGGCCAACGACGCGGACUUCGCGUCGCUGUUGCUCUCUGUCGGUGCUGGUGGCAAGGCUUCGAAGAGUUCAGAAAUCACGUCCUUGAUGUGGGCCCACUGGCAAGGGGCCGAGGAUGUUGUGUCUAUCCUCACAGCCAAAGGAUGGCAGCUGACCAACAGCGAUCUCGAAGGCUUGCAGCUGCUCAGAAGCCUGCAGCGCCAAGCAAGCAAGCCACAGGCUGAAAAGCCUGCUGGCGCCUCGACUUCGUCAGAGAAGAGAAAAUCUGCCGAGGAGAAGGACAGAGACAAGGACAGAGACAAGGACAAGGACAAGGACAAGGAUGAGGAGGACGAGGAAGACGAAGCGGUCGAUCCUACAGUGUUGCAGCUCUUGGACGUGAAUGUGUCAAACUUGUGGCACCACCUGUGUGCCGUGAAGCACAGCGAAGCUGUGCUUGAGCUUCGGGCGAGGAUGGCGUUUAGCGCCAAGCCCCAGUCGGUGAUGACUUCAGAGCGACCAAGGGUAGAAGACCCUCAGACCAGCGCGGCCGAACUUUUGAAGGCCUGCAGAGCUGCGUUGACCAGCGCUGGCGAGUCUGUCGCAGCUGCUGAAGCUAGCCUCGAGGCAGCGAAGCUGUUUGCCCUUCGGCGAUAUGCUGAGGGGCAAUGCCAAUCCAUUGCAUCAGCAAUGGCUCUUCGCCUUGUUCUAGGAGCCAAGCCUGGCUCGGCGAGGCUUCUGGCGAAGCUGUCCGAGAGCUUUGUGGCGCUAUGCUCACAGGCACCUUUGCGCCCAGCAGAUGAGGAAGUGCUACCUCUACUAACACAGCUGCAGCUGGCAGUUGAAGCAUUGCCUGCCCAGCGCGGCGUACAGUUCCUCGGGUUGAGCUUGUCAACUCCAUCAGGAACGUUGAGAGAAGUCUUGGCGGGAGAGGUGGAGGGGUUGGCAGCUUUGCACCCCGGAAACCUCUUACUUUGGCGAGGCUGCGCGUCAGUGACCUCUGACCCCAUGCUGGCCAAAGAGGCAGCCCUGGAGAAGGGUGUGGCCCUUGUCUUUAAGGUCCGCAGCAGCUGCUCUCGAGAUGUAGCAGCGUACUCUUCCACUCCUGACCUCCGGGAGCGCUUGCUGCCUCCUCGGCGCUGCUUCCGGGUGGUGGGCAUUUUUGCCUUAGAGGACAUGAUCCUGCGGCGAGGCACGUCUUCUUCAGGUAAUUCGGCUGAGCUGCUCGAGGCCUUUGAGGUGCCCAACGUCGGCUCCUUGGGGUCCUUUGGAGCCUUGGCCUGGGAGGAAGCAUGUGCAAGGAAGGCCGCCUGUGUUGUCCUCGAUGAGGAGGACCAGCCGCAGGCAGCUGCGCUUGCAACCAAGAUCUGA
Molecule: messenger RNA, 7911 nt
Organism: Effrenium voratum
Lineage: Eukaryota; Dinophyceae; Suessiales; Symbiodiniaceae
Source: the annotation of a GenBank genome assembly